This is a messenger RNA of Sinocyclocheilus anshuiensis, 2887 nucleotides long. RefSeq names its product kin of IRRE-like protein 3. The record is from RefSeq and is a predicted model, not a curated record. The transcript is spliced from 15 exons. Gene Ontology annotation, biological process: cell-cell adhesion; synapse assembly. Gene Ontology annotation, cellular component: plasma membrane; cell-cell junction. Lineage: Eukaryota; Metazoa; Chordata; Actinopteri; Cypriniformes; Cyprinidae. Bases 1 to 2121 code for a protein of 706 amino acids. Gene Ontology annotation, molecular function: cell adhesion molecule binding.
AUGGAGUACUUCUAUGGAGACUUGGGUCAUAUAGGUUUUAUAAAAUAUGAGGGAAGCUCUGUUGUGUUUAUCCAGCAGCCCCAUGAUCUGGUGGUCGUGGCCGGGCAGCCCGUGACCCUGCCGUGCUCCAUUACUGGAUACCAUGGCAUGGUGCUGUGGGUCAAAGACGGUCUGGCUCUGGGGGUCAACCGAGACAUGUCAGGUUAUCCACGCUAUGAUGUGAUUGGGGACCACAGCAAAGGCGAAUAUCACCUACUGAUUCAGAGGACCGAACUGACCGACGAUGGCAGCUUUGAGUGUCAAGCCAUCCAGGCUGCGACCAGAUCUCGACCUGCUCGGCUCACUGUUUUGGUUCCUCCUGAUGACCCUGUGAUAAUCGGAGCACCUGUGGUGAGCUUGCGUGCAGGAGACUCGCUAAACCUUACCUGCCACGCUGACAAUGCCAAACCAGCUGCCUCCAUCAUCUGGAUCCGUAACGGAGAGGUGCUGAACGGUGCCGCGUACACCAAGACACUGUUGCGAGAUGGCAGAAGGGAAAGCACGGUCAGCACGCUCCACAUCUCUGCCUCGAACAUCGAGAGCGGCCAACAGAUCACCUGCCGCGCUUCCAACAAAGCGGCACCCAAUGGCAAGGAGGCCACAGUCACCAUCGACAUCCAACAUUUCCCACUGGUGAACCUCUCUGUGGAACCGCAGCCUGUUCUGGAAGGCAACCUGGUUAAGUUCAACUGUGCCGCUAAAGCGAAUCCCCCUGUCACUCAUUACAGAUGGGCGAAGAGGGGAAACAUGAUCACAGAUGCAACGGGAGACACUUAUGAGGUGCUGGUUGAUCAUUCCUUCUUCACCGAGCCAGUAUCCUGUGAGGUCACCAAUGCCCUGGGCAGCACCAACAUCAGCCGUAACGUGGAUGUUUACUUCGGACCCCGUCUGGCCGCUGAACCCCAUAGCCUCCAGGUGGAUCGGGGAUCUGAUGCCGUGUUCAGUUGCGCUUGGAUUGGAAACCCUUCGCUCACCAUUGUCUGGAUGAAAAGGGGCCAUGGAGUCGUGCUAAGCAACGAGAACACCUUGACACUUAAGGGAGUGAGACAGGAGGACGCUGGGAAAUACGUAUGUCGAGCUGUGGUGCCGCGGGUGGGAGUGGGAGAGAAGGAGGUCACGCUUACUGUCAAUGGGCCUCCCACCAUCUCCAGCACACAGACGCAGCAGGCUCUGUAUGGGGAGAAGGGCCAGAUCAAGUGUUUCAUCCGCAGCACCCCUCCUCCAGACCGCAUUGCAUGGUCAUGGAAAGAAACAGUGCUAGAAUCAGGAACAUCGGGCCGUUAUACCGUGGAGACCGUGAGCACAGAGGAUGGUGUCAUCUCCACUCUCACUAUGAAGGACAUGCACCUGGUGAUGUCAUCACUCCCAGUGUCCCUCUCUUCUCGGCAGCGAGAGCUCUCUGGCACGUUAAAAAGUGAAAAUCUCAAAGGGGUUGUAUCCGCUAAAAACGACAUCAGAGUGGAGAUUGUUCAUAAGGACCAUAACGCAACCAGAGAACCGGAAGAACACAGCAACAUGAAGCAAAUGAUGAUGGAGCGAUCAGAGUUUCAGCAAGAGUCGGUGUUGAAACAGUUGGAGGUCCUGCAGGAGGAGGAGAGGGAGCUACAACACAUUAAGGAUCCGACCAACGGAUACUACAGUGUGAACACCUUCAAAGAACAGCCAACCCCGACCAUAUCCCUGACAGCCAAUCAGAACGCUGAGGUCCGAAACCCUGCCACAGCGACCCUCGGAAAACACCGCGUCCCCACCGGCAUGUCUUACACCAACAUUUACAACACAAUGGGUGCCGGUCCCAACCGACUAUAUGACUACAGCCAGCGUUUCGUACUGGGAAUGGGCAGCAGCUCCAUCGAGUUGUGCGAACGUGAGUUUCAGAGGGGAUCGCUCAGCGAUUCCAGCUCGUUCCAGGAUACACAAUGCGACAACAGCAUCAGCAGCUGCAGCAAGCAGGACGGAUACGUGCAGUUCGACAAAGCUAGCAAAGCCUCGGUGUCGUCUUCGUCCCACUAUUCACAGUCGUCAUCCCAGAACUCCGACCUGACUCGACCCCUACAGAAACGAAUGCAAACGCACGUUUAACUAGAGGACUGAACAUCAUACAUGCUUUUGAACGAACACUAAAGGUGAGUCACCUGUGCUUCAUGCAUCAUUCGUGAACAAAUCCAAACGUCUCAAGCUUGGAAAGACAUUACCGACAUCUCAAGCUCAUUUUUCCGUAUAUUUUGAAAAGUCACGUGGUUUUUAGAUCUCAUGUUCUUUAUGGAAGACUUGAGAGUUUGGGAAAUGAAAACGGGGGAAACCAAACCUUGGGCGUCGUUUCAUAACUUGACAAUCAGGAGUCCAUCCACACAGUCGCCAUUGACUAUCACAGUGAGCCAAUCUAAUCUGUUCCAUGCAGGAACUUGGAACUGUGGGAGAACCUCGAGGUUUGUGUUCAUUUUUUUAACGAGGAGCCAAACUUGGGCCGUUUUGCAAUUCUUCUACUGUGGCCCAAAGCACAAGGGUGUCUGUUCAAUGCCAACCACAGUGUUUCUCUGCUGAUAAAGAGAUCUAAACGAGGAUGAAUUAUCCUCCGGAGGUCGUUGCUAAGGACUCUGUAAGAUAGAUUUCACUUGUGUGCACAAAAUCUCCUUAUGUGGUCUCUCGUCUUUACGAUUUCAUGCUUUGUGUUUUUUUUUCCAACGCAAUGCGAAUGUGUAAAAACACACACGGCCAAACUGCAUGUGUGGGGAGUUCUUCAGGAGCUUUGCUAACGUGGACAGCAUAGUGUUUACAUUAAAGAGACCAGAAUGUAAAUCAAUACUUUAUUUUCUCAACACGUACUAAAUGUGAGCUGAUUGUUUCA